Nyctereutes procyonoides (raccoon dog) is the source of this 1552-nucleotide messenger RNA. RefSeq names its product zinc finger MYND-type containing 12 (gene ZMYND12). The record is from RefSeq and is a predicted model, not a curated record. The transcript has 8 exons. NCBI's taxonomy places the organism in Eukaryota, Metazoa, Chordata, Mammalia, Carnivora, Canidae. Gene Ontology annotation, molecular function: protein binding. Bases 429 to 1340 code for a protein of 303 amino acids.
GGCGGCGGCUGUGCUGCGAGGUGUGCGAAGCCCCGGCCGAGCGGGUGUGCACGGCCUGCACGGUCACUUAUUACUGGUAGGCCCUUGAAAUGCGGCACCUGGGUGCCUUGCGCAGGGCGUAGCGGCGGCCCUGCCCGGGAACACUCCCGGCGGCUCCCGGACAGCUCCCCGGGACUUCUGCGUCCGCACCCCCGGCUCCCGCUCCCUCAUUCGUCACCUGAGGUUUUGUUGACCGCCUCCUGCACGCGGUGCAUCGUCCUGGCCGCCGAAGUUCCUGGGGGAUACUUGGCGGACUGUGCCCCUCACUUACUAAUGUGGGACAGGUAGACGAGUAAACAAAGAAAAUAAGCAGUUUGGUUCAUCAAAGAGCUGACUGGAGCAGCAUCCAUGAGAAGAUAUGUCAGCUGCUGAUCCCGCUGCGCACUUCCAUGCCCUUCUACAAUUCGGAGGAGGAGCGGCAGCAUGGCCUACAGCAGCUCCAGCAGCGGCAGAAGCAUUUGAUUGAAUUCUGCUACACCGUAGCCCAGAAAUACCUCUUUGAAGGAAAACACGAAGCUGCCGUUCCAGCAGCUUUGCACUCGCUUCGCUUUCGCAUGAGUGUGCACGGCCUGAGCUCAGUAGAGCUUGUACCUGCUUACCUGCUCUUGGCCGAGGCGAGCCUUGGUCUGGGCCAGAUUGUUCAAGCUGAGGAAUAUCUAUCCCAAGCCCAGUGGACAGUCCUCAAAUCAACUGAAUGUUGUUGUGCCACCCAAUCUUUACUGCAUCGGAACCUGGGACUUCUCUCUAUAGCUAAGGAGAACUAUGAGGAAGCCCGUUAUCAUCUGGCCAAUGAUAUUUAUUUUGCCAGUUGUGCAUUUGGAACAGAGGACAUCAGGACCUCGGGGGGCUAUUUCCACCUGGCUAAUAUCUUCUAUGGCCUUAAAAAGUUGGACCUAGCAGACACGUUGUACACCAAGAUUGCUGAGAUCUGGAGUAAAUACCUGAACAAUCGCUACCAAGUGCUCUCACAGAAUCGCAUCCAGCAGAUAGACUUACUGGGCAAACGAUUUGAGACCGACACUGGCUUGGAUGAAGCCCAGGAAGCAGAAGCCAUUCAGAUCCUGACCUCAAUCUGGAAUAUUCGAGAAUCUACAUCCAACACAGACCCCCAAAAAACAAUCUUUGUUCUGAAAAUCCUGGUCAUGCUUUACUACCUGAUGAUGAAUUCUUCAAAGGCACAAGAAUAUGCCAUGAGAGCCUUCAGUCUAGCCAAAGAACAGCAUCUCAGUGUCAACGAACAAAGCACCAUUGAAGACUUACUAAAUAUGAUCUCAGCUGAAGAAGCUCAUCCCAUUACUUAGUGACCCAUGAACUCUGCAUCAGGGAACCGUUCAAGGGGCUACUCAACAUCAAAUAUAUUCCAGCUUGCACAACUGCUUUGAGGAGCUUGCUGAAGCUCCUACUCAUUUCCCCUGGGCCUGCAUACAGAGUCAUGUUUUUAUUCUUACACAGAGUAUGGGAGGGAAUAUAGAGUUUUAGGCAUAGAAAUCAGUAAAACUGAUCUUUAUCAUGA